UACUACCUGCUCGAUCCCACGUUCUUUUCCUGAUUCUGUAUACCGCAAAUUUGCGUCCCCACUAAUUGCACACUAAAUUUCGUAUGCUGAUCGAAGACAUGGCUUCACCCGAGAAGAAGGAAACCGUUAUACGAGUUCCCUUAUAAUCCAGAAGAUUACGAUUACCAUUAUUAUCUAGACAUUCCCUAUGGAUACGACGUGGAAACUUCGACUUACAAUUCAGCAUUAGAAACGGCGUACGAUUUCACAUCGUCAAUAUACGAAGAUUCCUACGAAGGAAAGAUGGAGAGAAGAGAUAGCUUGGAGCUGGAAGCUCUGCAUUCACCACGUUCUUUAUACACUACUCCAGAAUCAUCCCCCAUAGGACCGUCACAGAUGGAAAGGCAACUGAGUACGAAAAGCACAAAGAGUUUUAAAAGCACGCCAGGGUUAUUCAAAAUGAUGUCAAUCAGGAAUUUAAAACGGUCCCCUCCUCCAGAACCGCCUUCAAAAAGUAUCCGUGAUACAUACCCGGAAAUUUUCGCAAUGACUUCAGAGGAAUCGCUUGCCGCGUCUUCGAAGCCUUCAAGGCCAUUUUCAGAAGAAACGCUUGCUUCUUCUCUGAAGCUCUCAAGGCCAGUGUCAGAAGAAAUCAAGGUACCAGUGGAAAAGAAGGAGCUUGCAGGUCCACCGGGACCUCCAGGUCCUGGAGGACCAGGUGGACCUGGGGGACCACCAAAGGAGAUCUUCCCAGAGAUGGAUAUGGAAAAUAAUCUAGUAGGAUGGACAGGACAAGAUGAUCCAGCUCAUCCAAGGAAUCUUCCGGAUAAAAAGAAAUGGUUGAUGCUGGCGUCUGUCAGUCUGAUUACAUUCUUGAGUCCUCUAUCUUCAUCGAUUGUAGCACCUGGAAUUACACUCAUGAAUCGAGAGUUUGGUACCACUUCCGAUAUACUAGAUACCUUGUUGUCAGUAUGUCAUUUUGGAUUUGCGGCCGGGCCGCUUGUUCUGUCGCCACUGAGUGAAAUUUAUGGACGUCAACCAAUUCUCAUGUAUUGCAAUUUCUUACUAACGAUAUGGCAACUCGGAUGCGCACUUGCUCCAAACAUCCACCUCCUCAUCCUCUUCCGCUUCUUUGCAGGCUUAGGAGGAUCUGCCUGUCUCGCUAUCGGUGGCGGUGUCGUUGCAGAUUUAUUCCCAAUCCAGCAACGUGGUAAAGCACAAGCUAUGUUCGUCAUGGGACCACUCUUCGGCCCUGUCCUCGGUCCCGUGAUCGGAGGAUUCAUCGCCCAACGUGCGGGAUGGCGCUGGGUGUAUUGGGUCCUCUUGAUUGCUUGUGCCUGUCUUUCCAUCUUCUACGUGAUCGUCGGAAAAGAAACAUCCGCCCCCGUCCUCAUCCGUCGCAAAACCGCCGCUCUCCGCAAGGAAACUGGAAAUGAAGCUCUCAUAUCUGCAUACGAUGCCAAGAAACCACCUGCUGCAUUGAAAAUCAAAGCAGUCCUUCUCACGGGUAUCGCAAGACCCUUCCGCAUGAUGUUUUCCUCUCCCAUCCUGCCCAUGCUUGCUUUGUGGAUGUCUUUCAUCUUUGGACUCAUCUAUCUCCUCCUCACAUCCAUCGCGCAAGUCUUUGAACAGAACUACGGAUUCUCCAUCGAAAUCGCCUCGCUAGCAUAUCUAGGUCUCGGUCUCGGUUUCUUCCUUGGCAUGUUCACAGUUGCCAAAACAUCAGAUCCUACCAUCAUUUCCUUAACCAAGAAAAAUAACGGUGUAUAUCAACCUGAGUUCCGUCUCCGCAACGGUCUCUUCUUUGCUUUUUUCAUCCCCGGUUCCUUCUUCUGGUACGGCUGGUCCUCCUACUACCGCGUCCAUUGGAUCGUUCCAAUUCUCGGCUUGAUACCUUUUGGAUUCGGAACCAUGGGUGUGUUUGCUGGUAUUCAAACGUACUAUAUCGAUACGGGAAAACAAUAUGCAGCAUCUGCCAUGGCUGGUCUCACCGCCAUUCGAUGCUUGUUUGCGGCGUUCUUGCCACUGGCAGGUCGGCCGUUGUAUAAUAAUUUGGGAUUGGGUUGGGGAAAUAGCGUUUUGGGAUUCAUCGGGCUGGCUCUAAUUCCAGCGCCGUUUUUCAUUUAUAAGUAUGGUGCGAAAUUGAGGGAAAGAUAUCCUGUUAGAGUUGAUUAGGUUUAUUACAGGAAAUGGCAUCAUAGCCACGGUUUGUAUAAUUGCUAUAAUUUUUUUUCCCUUUUCUUUCGUUGGAUGUUGGAGUAUGCACGGCGUGUAUGAUGGAUGGUGUUAAUGAUUUGCAUGAAGAGCAAAGAAAAGUAUAUACGAAUGACGGCUCCACAGUACCAAUACCCUCCUUAGAAGUUAGUCAUGUUUGUUAUUACUCGGUUUUUAUAUUGCGGAGUGAAAAGAAAUACUAUAAUAUAGCAAAAUA
This is a messenger RNA of Botrytis sinoallii, 2410 nucleotides long. RefSeq lists its product as uncharacterized. Gene Ontology annotation, molecular function: transmembrane transporter activity. Lineage: Eukaryota; Fungi; Ascomycota; Leotiomycetes; Helotiales; Sclerotiniaceae. Gene Ontology annotation, biological process: transmembrane transport. The record is from RefSeq and is a predicted model, not a curated record. The transcript is spliced from 4 exons. The coding region runs from base 283 to 2154 and encodes 623 amino acids.